AUGGGAUGGGAUGAGAUGGUAUGUAAGAAUGAGUGUGAAUCAGACAUCGGCGGUGCCAGCCUUCCGUCGAAACGCCGCCGCCGCCCAUACCAGCACGAAGAUUACCUUGACAUUAUUGAGGUUGUUGACAUAACCGCCUCCCCGAGACCUGGAAAAAGGCGGGAAAAGACAGUGCCUCAAUCUUCGAUAGUGAAGCAUCAGGGCACCAACAGUCGCCGUGCUCCAGCUGCUCAAGCGACCCGGCGUUGGGACUACCGAGGCCUUGUCGGAUAUGAGCUGAGGAAUGGAAAGCCGUGGGUACGUGUUGCGUGGCACCCCACCUGGGAACCCGCCGAAGAGUUUCCUUCCGCCCAAGUGGAGGAGGCGAGACAUCUACCGCUGAAGAAGGGUGAAGGAGGGCCAAAGAGUGCGAACAGGUUAAGAAAGGCGCGGAAACAGCAGUAGAUGGUGUAUUUAUUAAAGCUAGUAUACAAUUUUGUUCCAUGAAAGUACUGUCGUCCAUGAUUCUCGUGUAGCCAACCAGACUUACGUUCCCAUCACCCGUUCGGUCAUCGUUUUCUUGCGUGGGGACUUGAUACUUGACUUCCGCCACCUCAUGCCCCUUGAAGAAGCUUGACGUGAGCGUACCAGCUUCCGGUUCUUCGCACUUUGAGGCUCCCAAACAGACGAUCCAGAUGACACUGAGCAGUGUUUGAUUCGGCUAUAAACUCAUCUUCGACCUUGCAUCCCUGGAGCUUCGCUGUCGCAUCCCAGCUGUACGGCCUUCUGGUGCGCCCGCCUCCGGGGGCCGCAGGCAAAGCCGGGCGGCCGAGCGCUGGGAAUAAGAGGAGGUGGACUGAAAAUGAGGACGUGCGCCUUCGUCGUAUGAGAAACGCGGAUGACGACUGGCCGGACAUCGAGAGACGGUUCCCGCACCGGACACUGAAUGCUCUACGGCAGCGGUGCGUGUUGCUCCAGCAGCACUGCUCAUCAGGUGAAGAUGGUUGGCCCUCUUGAAGCUAAACUGCUCAUGUGUCGCCCAAGUAAUGAGCUAAAUCCUCACAAGAGGAAUCCGCCUGUGAGGAUUUCCGUCGCAGCAGCUUCCCCUCAAAAAAAUCCUCUUCAUUAGUCAGCUGAAGAAACUUGAGACGAAACUGAGCGACGAAGUCACUCUUAGGGCCAGCGUAGACGGUGUAGCUGCAGACGCCUUGCACAGCUACUGGAAUAUCACCUCCAAGGUGCUCCUUCACGCGGGAGAUCACAAUCUUAAAGCAUGCCGCUGACAUGCUACAAACGAAAAUCUCAUACUACUGGCAUCUCAUAUUGCAAAUUGCUGGAGCCCUGCGAUUGCCAAACCCGGCGUCGGCGAUGAAAUCUUCCAGGGCGUCGCGUUCUUUGCUAGGUUCCAGGUCUAUCACUCGUUGGCGGCAUGGCGGCCAACGGAUACGGAACCAGUGCCCCUCAAUCGGAGAAAUUUGGUUGAUUUCGGUACUAGGCGGAGAUGCCUAAGUCUCAUUAGCAUUGGUGGUCAGCUAUGAGACUACUCCUUACCAUGAUCUCAGUGAGUCGUGUUCAAAUGUUCAAUAAGCCGCAGCUCAGUGAGGAGGUUUGUUCAGGAGCUCGAUCGUGGAGGCAAAGCUAGAUUGAAACAUGAAGAGACAACCGGGCAGGCAUCUUUGACUAUUUAUGUACUGAUUAAUGGCUUGAGCUUUGAAAGCAGGAGGCAUUGAAGCUAGGAAAUAACGGUGCGGCAUGUUCGAUUCACGAAUCUUAGGGUGUAAAGAAACAAAUGAAAGAAAAGGAAUAAUGUAAAGCUAAGCCAGGACCCGUGCCUGAUAAUCAUCCGCGAAGAGGUAACGUAUGUGGUG
Messenger RNA from Blastomyces gilchristii SLH14081, 1847 nucleotides. RefSeq lists its product as uncharacterized. The record is from RefSeq and is a predicted model, not a curated record. NCBI's taxonomy places the organism in Eukaryota, Fungi, Ascomycota, Eurotiomycetes, Onygenales, Ajellomycetaceae. Bases 1 to 444 code for a protein of 147 amino acids. The transcript has a single exon.